Messenger RNA from Notodromas monacha, 360 nucleotides. The record is from the annotation of a GenBank genome assembly. Lineage: Eukaryota; Metazoa; Arthropoda; Ostracoda; Podocopida; Cyprididae.
UACCUUCCGUACGCCCGAGGCGGCGGGUACUUGCUGUCUUCCGACCUGGUCCAGUACCUGGUGGACUCUGCCCCGCGGUCCCGGGCCUACAGGGCGGAAGACGUGACCUUUGGCACGUGGCUGGCCCCACUGGAGAUCCUGCGACACCACGACGUCCGGUUCGACACCGAGUACCGGUCCCGCGGCUGUUCCCACGACUUCCUCAUCACGCACAAAAAGUCGCCCUUGUCCAUGGAGGAAUUGCACGCCAAUUUGAAGGCGUCCAACGGGGAGAAGUUGUGCACCCAGGAAGUGGUGCACGCCAGGCCGUAUGUCUACAAUUGGGACGUGUUGCCGUCCAAGUGCUGCGAGUUGAGAUGA